Molecule: messenger RNA, 654 nt
Organism: Camellia sinensis
Lineage: Eukaryota; Viridiplantae; Streptophyta; Magnoliopsida; Ericales; Theaceae
Source: RefSeq, a predicted model, not a curated record
AUGGCAUCAGAAAAUAGUAGUUUUGUGCAACCAGUAAUCCCUCACUUUGAUGGUCACUAUGACCAUUGGAGCAUACUGGUGGAAAACUUUUUGCGAUCUAAAGAAUAUUGGGGUCUUAUAGCAAACGCUAUUGUUGAACCAGUAGACGAUGCAGUUCUGACUAAUACACAAACGAAGGCAAUAGAUUAUGCCAUCCUGCAAACCAUCCUCAAGAAGGACACUGCUAAAAAGAUUUGGGACUCCCUGAAAAAUAAGUAUCAAGGCACGACAAGGGUCAAACAUGCACAACUUCAAGCUCUUCGCCAAGAGUUUGAGACUCUUCACAUGAAGGGAGAUGAGUCAGUCAAUGACUAUUUUGCAAGAACACUGGCAAUAGCAAACAAAAUGUGUAUUCAUGGCGAGAAAAUGGGAGAUGUUGCAGUCAUUGAGCAAAUGCUUCGUUCAAUGACUCCCAAAUUUGAUUAUGUUAUAUGUUCCACUGAAGAAUCGAAUGACAUUGAUAGUAUUUCGAUUGAUGAGUUGCAGAGCUCAUUGCUGGUACAUGAACAGAGGAUGACUAAGCAUGUUAUGUUGGAGCAAGCCUUGCAAGUUUCAAUUCAUGGAGAAACAUCCACUGGGAGAAGCAAAGGACGUGGCAAAUUUCAAGGAAGAUGA